This is a messenger RNA of Microcebus murinus (gray mouse lemur), 1084 nucleotides long. The record is from RefSeq and is a predicted model, not a curated record. NCBI's taxonomy places the organism in Eukaryota, Metazoa, Chordata, Mammalia, Primates, Cheirogaleidae.
UGUUGUCAAAAUCAAUUUCACCUUUUUUUUUUUUAAAUAUGGAUACAAUAACAUUUUGUAUUAAGCAGUAAUAGUACCGGUAGUACAAGAGUAUGUCACAAUUUGUGACUGUUUUGACACUGACUGAGGUUUGGUUUAUUUGUAGGGGCAGAAACAGAUUAAAGUUAAGGAAAGGAUUUAGCCAGGCAGCAUCGGUUCUCCUUCUUCUUUUGCAAACAACAGAAACCAACUCUGAUAACUUGUCCAAAAAGAGUUCUCAGGGGAUUGCGGAACAGAGGGCAGCACUGACCAGCCAGGACUAGGGAAGCGGCGGCUCUCCCCAGUAGGAGCCCGCUGCUGCCUUUCUGCGCGCUUCCCUCUUCUCUCGGCUCAGGGUAGCAGGCGUGCGAAUCCCAGGAAAGAGACGUGAUAGGCCCAGCCUUUGACACGUGGAGAGACAGAGGCCUCUGAUUGGCUACUGCAUGAGCCUCAAAGGCGUUGGGGACUGUCCGCUAGGAGGCCAGGAGGGCCGCUGGAGCCGAGGGCCCUGAGGACGACGUGGUGUCCAGAAGCACUGCCAAACGGGAGCAGGGGCAUGGCGCACAGCGAGGGGGUGACUGGAGCCCCAGCCGGCACCGUGGUGCCUCAGGAGCUGAUGGAAGAGAUGCUUUGGUUUUUUCGUGUAGAAGAUGCAUCUCCUUGGAAUUAUUCCAUGCUUGCCCUGGCCGCCGUGGUGGUGGUGAUAAGCAUGGUCCUCUUAGGAAGGAGCAUCCAGGCAAACAGAAAUCAAAAGAUGCAGCCAACAGAAAAAGAAACUCCAGAAGUCCUGUAUUUGGAUGACAUCGCAAUCAAGGAUCACAAUAGCCUAAACAACCUAAGCAGGACUUCGCUCUCAGAAAAGCCAAACGUGGCUAAGGUGGAAAAUGAAUUAAAAGACAGCGAUGUCACAUUGGUUCUCCUUCCACACUCACCAGAAGCUGAAAGCUAGGGAGAGUUCAGAGCACGCACACCCCAGGCCAGGCACGUCACUUGAGCUCAGCUCCCAAGUAGCAUUUUUUUUUUAAUUAGCAAAUACAAAGAAUAAACUGCAAGCAAACUAAAAUUC